Messenger RNA from Colletes gigas, 1570 nucleotides. RefSeq names its product purine nucleoside phosphorylase. Gene Ontology annotation, molecular function: purine-nucleoside phosphorylase activity. Gene Ontology annotation, cellular component: cytoplasm. The transcript has 6 exons. NCBI's taxonomy places the organism in Eukaryota, Metazoa, Arthropoda, Insecta, Hymenoptera, Colletidae. Gene Ontology annotation, biological process: nucleoside metabolic process. The record is from RefSeq and is a predicted model, not a curated record. The coding region runs from base 212 to 1216 and encodes 334 amino acids.
CCGUUGCGCCGAGUUUCGUAUAAAACAGCCAAGCGAUUGGAGCUGCAGCAGCCCGCUGUCCGUAGAGUUUCGUAAAAUCUACGAUACGGAACGUUGUAUCGCGCGCGUUGACCGACCGUUAACGAGUUCUUCUCCCACUUUUAUUUUUCAUUCCUUUCGCGCGGAUUCAACGUGGUGCGACACUUCCUACUGGAUCGACGCUGGUGGAACAAUGGCUUUCACAGGACCCGACAUCGUCAACAGCAACAACCAUUACCGGCCGAUCAAGCGACCUUCGGAGGAUGAAUUCAUAAACACGGUCCUUAAACAUCAAUUCGACUCGUACACGUUCGAGUCGCUGCAGGAAACGGCACAGUAUUUCUUAGACCGCAUCAGAAUCAGGCCGAGGAUUGGAAUAAUAUGCGGCUCUGGAAUAGAAACAAUUGUACAAAACGAGUUGUGUCCAGGUUCGCUGGCGGACAUGCUCGACGACAAGCAGUCCUUCUCUUAUGAAAAAAUCCCCAAUUUUCCUGUAUCGACUGUCAAGGGUCACGCAGGUCAGAUGGUCUUCGGUUAUCUCCAGGGCGUCCCGGUCAUGUGUAUGCAAGGGAGGUUUCAUCAUUACGAAGGUUAUCCGCUCUGGAAGUGCUCGAUGCCAGUAAGAGUUAUGAAGCUCGUGGGCGUGACCCAUCUGAUUGCGACAAACGCGGCGGGAGGUCUAAAUCCCACGUACAAUGUUGGCGACAUUAUGAUGGUGAAGGAUCACGUGAACAUGAUGGGUUUUGCGGGGAAUAACCCGCUUCAUGGACCCAACGACGACAGAUUUGGUCCGAGGUUCCCACCCAUGACCCAGGCCUACAACAAGUAUCUUUUAGAAAUAGGCCAACAUGUAGCGGACGAGAUGGGCAUCGCCGACAUCGUGCACAAAGGCGUCUACACGUGCCUGGGUGGGCCGAAUUUCGAGACCGUCGCGGAAGUGAGGAUGCUGAAGAUGGUCGGCGUCGACGCCGUCGGUAUGUCCACCGUUCACGAAGUAAUCACUGCCAAACACUGCGACAUGGACGUAUUCGCCUUCAGCUUGAUCACGAAUAAGUGCAUCAUGGAGUACGGGAACCACGACGAAACGAACCACGAGGAAGUGAUAGACGUAGGAAAGGCGAGCCAAACGAUGCUCCAGGAGUACGUGUCGCGUAUCGUGUUGCGCCUGCAGAAUAUUAUAAACUCGGAGACGAAAUGAUUCGAACAAUUCUCAACAUUUUCUCACUCUUUUUAUACGUUUAAUAUAAAAUACAGCAUAGCAGAGACAUGUGAAUUAAUUUCAAUCGUUCUCAGCGAGUUCUAUCAGCGUUCGAAAAUGAGGAGCAACAGUGAAGUCAGUGAUAUCGUUCUUAUAUUUUUUCCGAAAGUAUUUCGUCCGCGAUAGCUGAAAACGCUCUCGAGGAAAGUGCAAAGUUUGCAGGGGAAUAAAUAGUGCUAUCGAACUAUCUACGAAUUCAAGAAAUGUUCCAUUGCACGUUCCACGUCUGUACAAAAUUAUUAAUAAAGACGGAUCUACGGGUAUUCGUUACCGAUAAACCGCCAUCGCCUACUU